UAUAUUUUGCGGCCCUGCCACGGACGUGCUUGUGCAGCUGCGCCUAACUAAGUGAAGAAUCGUCUCUUGCUUUCUUCGUCUCGUUGCCAUCGUCUUCGUUCCUUACAUCCCUCCGCCACCACCGAAGCUGAGUUUGCAGAAUUCAAUUUCUUCUAUUGAUGGCUCCGUUGGCAGCAGCAUCUUCAGAUUCUAUAAAGCCUAGAGAUGUUUGCGUCGUUGGAGUUGCCCGUACACCGAUGGGUGGGUUUCUUGGUACUCUGUCAUCUUUAUCUGCCACCAAGCUAGGUUCUAUAGCUAUUGAAGCUGCACUUAAAAGGGCCAAUGUUGAUCCAUCACUUGUACAAGAAGUAUAUUUUGGGAAUGUUCUCAGUGCUAAUUUGGGGCAAGCUCCUGCUAGACAAGCUGCUCUAGGGGCAGGAAUACCGAAUUCAGUGAUCUGCACCACUGUGAACAAGGUUUGUGCAUCAGGGAUGAAAGCUACAAUGCUUGCAGCACAAAGUAUUCAGCUAGGAAUCAAUGAUGUUGUUGUAGCUGGUGGUAUGGAAAGCAUGUCUAAUGUACCAAAGUAUCUGGCAGAAGCAAGGAAAGGAUCCCGCCUUGGACAUGAUUCUCUGGUUGAUGGGAUGCUGAAAGAUGGCUUAUGGGAUGUCUAUAAUGACUGCGGCAUGGGCACAUGCGCUGAAUUAUGUGCAGAUAAACAUGAAAUUACUAGAGAUAAUCAGGAUAAUUAUGCAGUUCAGAGCUUUGAGCGUGCUAUUACUGCCCAAGAAAGUGGUGCUUUCACAUGGGAAAUUGUUCCAGUUGAGGUUUCCGGGGGCAGGGGAAGACCAUCCACUAUUGUUGAUAAGGAUGAGGGUCUGGGAAAGGUAAUCAUGCAAGUCAAACUCUUACCAGCUGCCAAGUUGCGAAAACUAAGGCCAAGUUUCAAGGAGAAUGGUGGUACAGUUACUGCUGGCAAUGCUUCCAGUAUAAGUGACGGUGCUGCUGCAUUGGUUUUGGUGAGUGGAGAGAAGGCACUAAAGCUUGGCCUUCAGGUUAUUGCAAAAAUAACUGGAUAUGCUGAUGCUGCUCAGGCACCAGAGUUCUUUACAACAGCUCCAGCUCUUGCCAUUCCUAAAGCUAUUUCCAAUGCUGGGUUGGAGGCCUCCCAAAUUGAUUUUUAUGAAAUUAAUGAAGCCUUCUCGGUUGUGGCAAUUGCAAAUCAGAAACUUCUUGGGCUUAACGGGGAAAAAGUAAAUGUGCAUGGCGGAGCUGUGUCUCUGGGUCAUCCUCUUGGCUGUAGCGGUGCUCGUAUUCUGGUGACUCUUUUGGGGGUACUGAGGCAGAAAAAUGGCAAAUAUGGCGUUGCUGGUGUUUGCAAUGGAGGUGGUGGGGCAUCUGCCCUUGUUGUGGAACUCCUGUAAGCCUUUUCCAAGUUUGGUGUUUGUCUUGCAUUUUAUAUAACUGCCUCUUAAAGCAGCGCAAUUUCAACUAGCUUUUCCUGCUUAUGGUAAGUUUGGGGUUUCAGAAUUUGAUCACAAGGAAGAAGAUAUAUUUGGUAGAUUUAUCCCCUUGGUAAUGUAUGGUGGAAUCUUGUUAACUUGCUAUUAGCACCAAUAGUGGAAGGGGAGGUUAGAUUUGGUGUUACAUCUUGUGAAAGUUUGAUUUCUAUUAGGAUCAAUAUAGUAUUUCUGUUUUAUCUGCAAUAUGUUGUCUUCAAUAAGUCAGUGGCGUGUCAAGCCUUAGGAUUUACUUCUCUCUCAGGCUUCAUGCCUGCAUUGCAAGAAUUAAUUUGCUACAUGGAGGGGUUUUAGAGCUACAAAGUUUGACUCUUGUGUCA
This is a messenger RNA of Neltuma alba, 1819 nucleotides long. Its product is annotated as acetyl-CoA acetyltransferase, cytosolic 1. Gene Ontology annotation, molecular function: acetyl-CoA C-acetyltransferase activity. NCBI's taxonomy places the organism in Eukaryota, Viridiplantae, Streptophyta, Magnoliopsida, Fabales, Fabaceae. Gene Ontology annotation, biological process: fatty acid beta-oxidation. The coding region runs from base 159 to 1403 and encodes 414 amino acids. The transcript is spliced from 13 exons. The record is from RefSeq and is a predicted model, not a curated record. Gene Ontology annotation, cellular component: mitochondrion.